Messenger RNA from Staurois parvus, 344 nucleotides. NCBI's taxonomy places the organism in Eukaryota, Metazoa, Chordata, Amphibia, Anura, Ranidae. The record is from the annotation of a GenBank genome assembly.
UCCCAUCUGGCCCGUGUACAUAAACGGCUGGACGGGAGCAGUGGGUUGCCAUUUAUAAACAGCACCCGCAUUCCUUGCCUGGGAGUGUGCGGCACUGUGAUCUGGUGCCUGCUGCGUCAAGUGCCCAGUGUGUCCGAUCGCUGUACUGGACCUCUGUGUGAGGUCCCGAACAUGUGAUCACUGAUUGGCCAAUCAGUGAUCACAUGAAUAAUAGUAAGCAAGAUGUCACUUCUGACAUCAUUGCUUACUACAUGUUAAAUCUGUGAAUGAUCACAGAGGUCACAUGGUACAAGGCUAUUCACAACAACCUUGUAUGUGACAAGCUGUGACCAUUCACAGCUCUC